AGACGGCGAGACCCCAGACCCGGACCUGGGAGGCAAUAUUUUUUUCCGAGAAGAAGAAGACCCGUCCAACCCUUCUCUCCCCAUCCACCCCCCACCCAAGUCGAGUCGAUAUGCCUCCCAGACGCAAACCCCAACCGUCGGCGGUGAAACCCGGGCGCCGUUCCUCGAGGAUCACUCCCACCACGGCCAUGCCCGAUUCCGCCGAUCCAGUCCCGUCCCCGCCGCCGGAAGCCUCAUCCGCCGCCGCCACCAAGCCCGUCUCCGUCGAUCCGGACCCGCCCCAGGCCCCGGAGGCGGCCUCCCCCGCCGCCAAGCCCGUCUCCACCGAUCCAGCCCCGCUCCAGGCCCCGGAGGCGGCUUCCCCAGCCGCCGCCGCCGCCGCCGCCAAGCCUGUCUCCACCGAUCCGCUUCCUCCCCAGGCCCCGGAGGCCGCCACCCCCGCCGCUGCCGCCAGGCCCGAUCUGGACGGGCUGCCCUCGAGAUCCACCCCCGCCAGAAAGCUCAGGAAGCCCCUCACCGACAAGCUGCGCGCCGUCGCGGAGGAGCGCCUCGCGCGGCUCCCCGUCGACCUCCGCCUCUGCCCGGUGGACCCCCCGCCGAUCUUCGGCAACGAGGUCGCCCUCAGCUACCUCGGCGUCCUCGACUUCGCGCGGUUUGGCCUCGGAUCUGAGCCCCCGCGCCCCGACCUCGUCGCGCAGUUCAUCGCCUAUUACGACCCGACUAAUCAUCGCAGCUUCAUCUGGGACACCCGCGUCAGCUUCAACCGCACAGACUUAGCCACCGUCUUCAACCUCCCGAGAAAGUCCGCCCCGCCGCCUGCCCGGCCUCGAGGGCUCAAAACCAAUACCUUGGUCUCCGCCGCCCUGGACUUCAUGCGCGUCUGCAUCCAUCCCUUGUUCGCAGACUGCAAACUGCCGCAGGAGGUGGCCGCCGCGGAACAGGCGGUCAAGGCUGGGUCACCGCAUAAGGUCAACUGGGCAGGCCUCAUCUGGGGCUUGAUCGAGAAGGAGAUUAACGACCUGCCCAAGAAGGAUCAUGGGGUGUGCAAAUGCGGGGCGUAUCUUCAGCGGCUCAUUUCGCAUCAGAAGCCUCAUCUGUUUGGGUUGCCUCAGAAAGAGGAGGCAGAGAAGCUUGUUCGGAAGGCGUCUUUUGAUUUGGUCAAGGACGAGCGGGAUGGAGAUGCCGAUGCCAGGAACAAGGCCUUGCAGGAGUUGGAGCCUAGAGAUGCAGAUGCUGAUGCGAGCAGCAAGAGCCUGAAGGAAUCAGAGUUAGAGGGUACGAGUCUGACCAGCAAGAGCUUGGAUGAAUCGGGGCCUGCUGAUGCUGAUGCUAGUGGCAAUGACUUGAAGGAGUUGGAGUCUGGGGAUGCGAGGAGCAACAUCUUGGAGGAACCAGAUACAGAAGGUGUGGAUUUGAGGAACAACGACUUGAAGAAUUCAGAUUCUGGGGAUGCGGGGAGCAAGAGCAUGGAUGACUUGGGGGAUGUGGAUGCUAAUGCAGUGAGCAAGUCACUGGAUACAUCAAUGGUGUUGGAUGGGGAUGCAAAGGGCAUGAGCUUGGAUGUCGAGAUGGAGUCAGGGGAUGCGGAUGCUAAUGCAGGGAGCAAGUCACCGGAUACAUCGAAGGUGAUGGAUGAGGAUGCAAAGGGAUUCGAUAUCGAGAUGGAGUCAGGGGAUGCGGAUGCUGAUGCAGGGAGCAAGUCACCGGAUACAUCGAAGGUGAUUGAUGAGGAUGCAAAGGGAUUGGAUGUCGAGAUGGAGUCAGGGGAUGCGGAUGUUAAUGCAGGGAGCAAGUCACCAGAUACAUUGAAGGUGAUGGAUGAGGAUGCAAAGGGCUUGGAUGUCGAAUUGGAGUUGCGGGAUAUAGAUCCUAAUGCAAGCAACAAUUCACCGGAUACAUUGAAGGUGGUGAAUGAGGAUGCAAAGGUCAUGAGCUUGGAUGUCGAAUUGGAGUCAGGGGAUGCAGAUGCUAAUGCAAUGAACAAGUCACCUGAUACAUCAAAGGUGGUGGGUGAGGAUGCGAAGGGGGAUGUGGAUGCUAAUGCAAGCAGCAAUAGACUGGAGCCACCAAAUGUGGCGGAUGAGGACGAUGAAUUGCAGUUGGGGAAUGUGGAGAGAUUGGAGACAUCAAAGGUGGCGGAUGCGGAUGUAAGGGGCCUGGAUCAUUCAAAGGCAGGGGAUGAAUUGGCGCUGGGGGACGCAGUAGCUCCUACACAUGAAAUGAGUAUGGAUGCUAAUGCAAGCAGCAAUAGACUGGAGCCACCAAAUGUGUCGAAUGAGGACGACGAAUUGCAGUUGGGGAUUGUGGUGAGAUUGGAGACAUCGAAGGUAGCGGAUGAGGAUGUGAAGUGCAUGAGCCUGGAUCAAUCAAAGGCAGCGGAUGAAUUGGCGCUAGUGGAAGCAGUAGCUCCUACACAUGAAAUGAGUACUGUGAAUGGUGAGGUUUUCGCAGAGUUUGCAUGGGAGAGAGAUGGAGACACGUUUGUGGGUGCAGCAGAGAAGGAUGCAUGUCUAUCACCGGGGUUGGAACUGUUGACACAAGAGAGAGUGCUAACAGUGCCAGAGGAGGAUGAGGAGGCAGAAGAGGAAGAAGAGAAGGAUGAGGAGGCAGAAGAGGAAGAAGAGAAGGAUGAGGAGGCAGAAGAGGAAGAAGAGAAGGAUGAGGCAGGAUGGAGCUCUGCCAAUGAUGGUGAUGACAGUAUGGAUGUCGAAGAUAAUGUAUCUGUCCAAAAUCUGGAUAGUGAUAAUGAGGAGGGGUGUAGCGGUGGAGUGGAGAUGAACUGGGAUGUUGGGGAUGAUAAGGGGGGCGAGGGGACGGCACCUUGUUUACAGCAAUGUGACUUUCCAGGGGUGGAGUUUGAGAAUUUGAAUAAAGGGAAUGUUGGGAUGAGGGAUGGUGUGAGCUUUGAUGAUGGAUUCAAAAUGGGUUCCUUGCAUGGGAUGGAGUCAAACCUCCUCCAGGCCAUGAACUCUGAUACUGUGACAUACAAUGGGACGGAGAAUGCACAUCACCUGUCCUCUGGAAAUUUCUUGGCUAUUGGGGCUGAUGUACAUAAGAACGGAGUGGACCUGGGGGCUGGUGAUUCAUUUUUCUUUGGCAAUAAUGGGAAGAGGCAUGUUGAGGAUAUUGAUGAUGGGUAUGAUGACCAGAUGCAAACACAACAGCAGUUUCUGCAGGGCAAUCAACAUAAGCGGAUGCGGAACUCCAACAGCAGUGUACCACCUGGAUCAGCAUUCUUCAAUGCAAAUUAUUCAGAUCCCAUACAGAACUUAUUGGUCAAUGCCAGCAUGUUAUACGAACAGAAAGAAAGAGAGAUUCAAGAGGGGCUUUCACAGAAGCAAUUUAUGGCUAACUUGCUGCAGGAGAAGGACGCAAUUAUCGAUUCACUGAACUCAGCCAGGUUUGAGCAAGAGAAUAAGUGGCAAGCAAAGCUUAGGUCGUUUGAACAUGAUCUGAACGUGAUGGGCCAGAUGGUCAGUGGGUAUAAGAAGGCUUUGAAACAAAGUCGUGCUUCUUUCAGUGAGUACAGGAAGAAAUUUCCUUGUAACAAGUCCCGUUAUCAGGACGUUCCAAAUGGUGGCGGUCUUGUCCUUAGCGUCAAUGAGUUGGAGAGGAAACGGUGGGAGGAAGAGCAGCAGAAACGUGCUGCAGCAGCUGAGAUGAUUGAAAAUUUCAAGCUUGAAUGGCUUUCGAAGCCUGAUGACUGGGAAAAGCGCAUCUGCCAUCUGUGGAGCAAAACUCUGGCAUUGACUCGGGAGAUUGAUCUUCUCAAGGAAAAAAGAAAAGCCAAGCCUGCAGCCCUUGCUUGGGAAGAAUAAGUUCUCUGAUAGUUAGAGGUUCUGAUGUGAAGAUGGAGAGCUCUCUUGGAUAUGUGUAUUGGUUGUUUGAUGUUCAACAGCGACAGCGCAUUGGCAACUUUUGCUACUUCGUCGUGCAUCGUAGACUGUAGCGAAGACGACAUAAUUCCAGCUGUGUAACUCAAUGUUUCGUCAUCCAAGGGCGUCCCAGUGUCCAUUACUAGUGCUUGCUUUGUUUAGAUGCCUUUUUGGUUCAGUUCCAGCAUGGAGUAAUACAGUAUAAUAUACUGGGGCGGUGGCAGGUUAAUCUUAUAUGUGUAGAACAGUUCACAUCGUCUCUUUACUUUUGCAUCCGUCUUUGUGUGGUGGGUAGUCGAUUUGUACCUUAUUAUGCGUAUUGGAAGCUAACGGAGUAUGAUUAGGCAUUCGGUUGUUAUUAUUCACCUGUUGGUCUGUGGAAGUUUUAGCUAGAAGUAAUGGAAUGUUUGCUGUUCUCCUUC
Messenger RNA from Hordeum vulgare subsp. vulgare (domesticated barley), 4297 nucleotides. RefSeq lists its product as uncharacterized. The transcript is spliced from 2 exons. Bases 111 to 3818 code for a protein of 1235 amino acids. The record is from RefSeq and is a predicted model, not a curated record. Lineage: Eukaryota; Viridiplantae; Streptophyta; Magnoliopsida; Poales; Poaceae.